Molecule: messenger RNA, 979 nt
Organism: Corticium candelabrum
Lineage: Eukaryota; Metazoa; Porifera; Homoscleromorpha; Homosclerophorida; Plakinidae
Exons: 2
Coding region: 194-964 (256 amino acids)
Source: RefSeq, a predicted model, not a curated record
GAGCCAACUGGGCGAGGGAUAGGCACACACGGCCUUGCGAUUGGUUUCUUCAACACCGUCAAUUUUAGCGUCGGUAAUUGGCUUCCUCAAUCUACCGCGUUCUUUCUACAAUGCCGGCGUGCUGGUCUCGUGCAUAACUCUGGCCGUUAUCGCUUUCUUCAACGUUGUUACGACCAUUUGGCUUGUAGAAACUAUGUCCAGAGCUCAGGCACUAGAAUACAGUGGAAAGAUGAUCACACAUAGUUUUUUGGACGACUCAGAUAAUCAGAAGUUGCUGGAAGAAAUCAAUGAUGAGGGACAGGAAGAUGACGAAAUCAGCUUACCUACUAUGCCUGAAUAUAUUAUUAGAUCAGACAGGAAGUUUGAUGGUCCGGAAAUGUGCGAAAGCUUUCAUGGCAAAAUAGCGAAGUACAUAUACUUAGGUAUUAUGGUUUUGGGAGUCUUUGGAUUUGUGGAUCCAGGGCACUGUGGCUGCGACUGCAUGGACAUACCUCUUAAUGUGGAAAUAUUUGAAAAGUGUACAAGGGACAAUCUAGAGAACAUUUCUCUUCAUCCUGAGGGAAUGUGUUGGAAUACCUACAGCCUGUGUAUUCUGCUGUAUGCACUGAUUGUUGUGCCGCUGUCAUGUCUCGAGCUGAGUGAGCAGAAGUGGUUUCAAGUCGUUCUCAGUGUUAUGCGACUGUUUCUUAUUUUUAGUAUAAUAAUAUACUGUGUGGUGAUGAAACUGAUGGGAUCAAGUCCUGUUCAAGACGAAUCCGUUUCUGACAAGACUAUUUCAUCGAAUAACUGGAUUGGUGGAUCAUCGGCAGGAUGGUUGGCUGCCAUUCCUGUCUUUGCAUUUACUCAAUCAAUUCAGGUCAACAUUCCGACUCUCACUCAACCGAUCGAGCCCAAAAGGAAACUGAGAGAAUUCUACACUCGUGCAUUGUUGACAUUGACGGUACUGUAUGUGGUUCUGGGUUAAAUGUAGAUAAAAGUC